Bolinopsis microptera is the source of this 1789-nucleotide messenger RNA. Its product is annotated as T-complex protein 1 subunit eta-like. Gene Ontology annotation, biological process: protein folding. Gene Ontology annotation, cellular component: chaperonin-containing T-complex. NCBI's taxonomy places the organism in Eukaryota, Metazoa, Ctenophora, Tentaculata, Lobata, Bolinopsidae. Gene Ontology annotation, molecular function: ATP hydrolysis activity; ATP binding; ATP-dependent protein folding chaperone. The record is from RefSeq and is a predicted model, not a curated record. The transcript has 13 exons. Bases 44 to 1684 code for a protein of 546 amino acids.
CUUUAACCAAAUCUUUUUUAUAGGAUAUCCUUGAAGUCUCAAGAUGAUGAAUUCAAUGCAACCCCGAAUCAUCCUGUUGAAGGAGGGAACUGACACUUCCCAGGGAGUCCCUCAAAUAGUGAGCAACAUCAACGCUUGUCAGAUGGUAGUGGAAGCUAUCCGUACCACUCUUGGUCCCAGAGGCAUGGACAAACUCAUUGUGGAUAGCAGAGAGAAAGUAACGAUUUCUAACGAUGGUGCCACAAUCCUUGGUUUACUGGACAUCGUACAUCCAGCAGCCAAAACAUUGGUCGACAUCGCUAGAUCUCAAGAUGCCGAGGUUGGUGAUGGUACAACGACCGUUACGUUGUUAGCUGGAGAAUUCAUGAAGCAAGCCAAGCCUUACAUCGAGGAUGGAAUGAACUCUCAAAUAAUCAUCAGAAGUUUCAGAAAAGCCACCGCUUUUGCUCUCAAGAAAAUCCAAGAGGUUCAAGUGACAGUUAAGAGGGACGAUCCUAUGGAACAGCGUGAACUUCUGAAGAAGUGUGCUUCCACCUCCAUGUGCUCCAAACUCAUCGCCUACAACAAAGAUUUCUUUUCUGAUAUGGUCGUAGACGCAGUUAUGUGUCUUGAUACUCUUCUCCCUCUGAACAUGAUUGGUAUCAAGAAAGUAACCGGUGGAUCCGUUACCGACUCCCAGUUAAUUGGAGGUGUCGCUUUCAAGAAAACCUUUUCAUACGCUGGAUUUGAAAUGCAGCCCAAGACAUACAAACAACCUAAGGUCCUGAGUUUGAACAUUGAACUGGAACUUAAAGCAGAGCGUGACAACGCUGAAUGCAGGAUUGAUAAUGUUGAGGAAUACCAAAGGAUCGUUGACGCCGAGUGGAACAUUCUGUACGCUAAGCUCGACCUGAUGGUAGCUUCAGGAGCCAAGAUCAUCCUAUCAAAACUCCCCAUUGGCGAUGUCGCCACACAAUACUUCGCUGACAGGGACAUUUUCUGUGCGGGCCGAGUCACACAGGAGGAUCUGAACAGGACAGUAAAAGCUUGCGGAGGAACUAUCCUCACCACUGUUAACGACAUCAGGGAUCAGGACAUGGGUCUGUGCCAGUUGUUCGAGGAGGUUCAGAUCGGUAACGAAAGGUACAAUUUGUUCACGGGGUGCCCCAAGGCAAAGACUUGUACCCUCAUCCUAAGAGGAGGAGCGGAACAGUUCAUUGACGAGACAGAACGAUCUCUUCACGAUGCCAUCAUGAUCGUCAGAAGGGCAUUGAAGAACGACUCGAUUGUUGCCGGAGGUGGUGCCAUCGAGAUGGAACUCAGCAAAGAGCUGAGAAAUUACGCCAAGACAAUUCAUGGAAAAGAACAGUUGCUGAUCACAGCUUAUGCUAAGGCACUCGAGAUCAUUCCCAGACAACUGUGUGACAAUGCUGGAUUUGAUGCCAUCACAAUUCUCAACAAACUGAGACAGAAGCAUGCCCAAGAUGAUUCUUCUUCAGGAGGAAAGUGGAUGGGAGUGGACAUCACCUCUGAAGACAUCGCCGAUAACUUCGAAGCUUGUGUUUGGGAACCCUCUAUCGUCAAGAUAAACGCUUUAACAGCUGCCUGUGAAGCAUGUUGCACAAUUCUGUCUAUCGACGAGACUGUCAAGAACCCCAACAGCAACUACAAGGCUCCAAAUGCUUUACCUGGCAAUCAGUUUUAGUAUGUAAAAAGUUUUGAGAUUGCAGGACAGUUGUUAUUUCAUGUGUUCACUCGAUCGGUAUUAUAUUUGUAAUAUGGAGUAUUUGUAUAAUAUUUUUAUAUUUAA